Messenger RNA from Lucilia sericata (common green bottle fly), 732 nucleotides. RefSeq lists its product as uncharacterized. NCBI's taxonomy places the organism in Eukaryota, Metazoa, Arthropoda, Insecta, Diptera, Calliphoridae. The record is from RefSeq and is a predicted model, not a curated record. Bases 1 to 732 code for a protein of 243 amino acids. The transcript has a single exon.
AUGGCUUGUUUAUUAAAAAACUGUGAUAUUAAAGGUGAAGAUGAAAGAAUGGUGGUCUGUUGGCUGUGCCAUGAAUGUUGGCACUUUAAAUGCAGUGGACUUUCAGGGCUAGUAGCAGAAGCUGUUUCUAAAAAUAAAGUUUUACAUUGGUGCUGUGAAAGUUGUAGAAAAUUUGGUGUAAACUAUUAUCGAUUUUUCCAAGAGACUAAAAAGAAAUUCGCCGAAAUUCAAGAUGAAGCCGUUAAAUUAAAUGAAUGCAUUUCCGCAUACGCAAAAAUGUUCGAUGAUUUUAAAUCUCUGGAUAAUUUAAAAUCUCCUCCGCAAUCUUCUCCCAAACGACGUAAAUCGGCAAGAGACUUAACCAAAGAAAAACGUGAUGAUCAACCAACUGUGUCUGCACCUCCGUGUAACACUGCAUCUGAUCCAAACGUUCCAAUAACUAAUAUUUCUGUUCCUGUACCUUCGUGUAACACUGCAUCUGAUCCAACUGUUCCUUUAUCCAAUAUUACUGAAUUAAGUAGUAAUAAUUUACAUCUUAGUUAUGCUGACGCAGUUUUAUGUUCUGCCAAUGUAACUACUAAUGUGAUUAAUCCGAUUGUUGAUAAUCCUCCGCAAUUGAUAAAUACUGAAAUUAUUCCUCUCCGAGCAAUUCCUCCAAAAAAGACAAUAUUCAUUUCUCGUCUAGCAAGCGAUACUACUUCCGAUUCACUUGAUUUCUACAUAAAAAAUUAA